AUGUGGACAAUAUAGUUAGGAAUAAGAGAUGGGGCAUCAGUGUUGCAACAAACAGAAAGUAAAGAAAGGCCUCUGGUCUCCUGAAGAAGAUGAGAAACUUGUCAAAUACAUAAGAACCCAUCAUGGCCAUGGUUCUUGGAGUUCUGUUCCAAAACUUGCUGGGUUGCAGAGGUGUGGUAAGAGCUGCAGACUGAGGUGGAUAAACUAUUUAAGACCUGAUCUCAAAAGGGGCCCCUUUAGUGCACAAGAAAAGAAUAUAAUCAUGGAUCUUCAUCGAAUUAUGGGUAACAGAUGGGCUCAGAUAGCCAAGUGCUUGCCGGGAAGAACAGACAAUGAGGUGAAGAACUUUUGGAACUCCUGCAUUAAGAAGAAGCUCAUUGCAAAGGGGAUCGACGAUCCCAACACUGAUAACCUCAUUUCAUUAAACGCAUAUCAGAUCAUGGACAACAUUUACACCGGCUGGUCAAGAUCUAUGACCACCCUGCUUAAUUCACAUUCUUUGUCAUCAAUCCAUGAAGUUGUAGCCACAACAUAUGAAAACCCAAACCUUGCGGAUAACAUUUGGACAACCAAAGAGCAAAUUCCACAUUCAAUAAUGCCAAUGUCCUUCACGCCAUUUCAUGAGCCAGCAUUGACAGGGGUGGGACAAAAUGAGUGCUUUUGGGGUACUGAGUCCACAAUAAAUGAAGCAAUGACCCAGGUGAAGCUUCAUGAUCAGGAGAAGGCGAUCGGUUGUGAACUUACAGAAUCUUCACUAAUGGAAUUCGUCUCAAGCAGCUAUGAUUUUGAGUUUGUGGACUCUACACUAAUCACUAAUGGCUUGUGGAGUCCAAUGUAAAUCAACUUUCGUGGUACCAUUAAUUGCUAGGAUUACCCUUCUUUUCUUUCCUUUUUUUUUUUUUUUUUUCAAAUAGUUGAUGUGCCUUCAGGUCAAUUUUGGCACCUUAAGUGUAAUCCUUUAUUAAGUAAUUUUAAAAAUAAACCUCUCAUAUUGACAUGGUAUGUCAAUAUAUUUAAAAAAUUAAAUUUUCUUAAGUACUUGUUCUAAGAUUUGAACCUUUUUCAAGUCUUCGAUCAUUUAGUUAUUUGUCAAUUUGUGUGCUUGGAACAUUUUCUUUCCUUCUUCUGUGUAUUUUGUACGUAUUUUGUUACUUUUUGAGUUACUAAUAAACUCCUUUUGGCUGUACGAGAAAAGCAUGCGUUGUUUCUGAGAGCUUGUAUGGUUGCACAAGUAUGGUGAGUGGCUUAUUAUUAUUAUUAUCAUGGUUUUUGGUGAUUAGUGUUAGAUAGCAUGUAGCUUUCUCUUUCUUUGUCUUUUUUGGUGAUUACUGUUAGAUGGCAUAUAGCUUUCUUUUUCUCUUUUUCUGUUUUCUUUUUUUGGUGAUUAGUGUUAGAAAGCAUUUAGCUUUUCUUUCUUUGUUUUUUUUCCCCCAGAAUCCGGGCAUGAGCGCAUGUGCGUGUGAUGUGCUCCUCAACGAGGGAUAGUUGUGCCUGGGCCGUUUUUUCAAUAGUAUAUUUAUAUUAAGGGGAGGAGGAAGUUUUUUUAUUAAUCAAAUUAUAAUAUUUAA
Rubroshorea leprosula is the source of this 1568-nucleotide messenger RNA. The record is from the annotation of a GenBank genome assembly. Lineage: Eukaryota; Viridiplantae; Streptophyta; Magnoliopsida; Malvales; Dipterocarpaceae.